AUGGGGAUUGGACCUACUCGGACCCUUUUUCCAAGCUCCUGGACAGGUCAAAUAAUUGAUUGUGGAGUGGAUUACUUCACUAAGUGGAUAGAAGCAGAGCCACUAGCCACUAUCGCAGCUCAAAGAAGUCGGAGGUUCCUGUACAAGAGUAUCAUUACCCGAUUUGGAGUCCCUCACUCCAUCAUUACAGAUAAUGGUACACAGUUCACCGACACUACGUUCAGAAAUCUAGUAGCUAGUAUGAAAAUCAAGUAUCAAUUCACAUUAGUCGAGCAUCCUCAAGUCAAUGGGCAAGCUGAAGCUGUCAAUAAAUUUAUAUUGGCAGGGUUAAAAAAGAGGUUGUAG
Messenger RNA from Arachis ipaensis, 345 nucleotides. The record is from RefSeq and is a predicted model, not a curated record. Lineage: Eukaryota; Viridiplantae; Streptophyta; Magnoliopsida; Fabales; Fabaceae.